GCUCACCAAGACCUACACAGGAUAGGCAGUUCGAAUACAGACCGGGUGAACGCGUCGCUUGCAAAGUUUCUUCGCCCACAAUUUAUUGCAGUUGAAGGUACAAACCGGCUCAAUUGUUGCUGGUUUUAACGGAAAAAAUCGAAAACCCUUUGAAGAGUGCCGACAAUUAGGGUUCGCUUUGAACACUUUAGCGUCUUUAGUAGUGAAGUUGUCAAGUGAGGAUCGCGAUGGCCGCCUCUCGAGAACCCAAAGUGUUCGAGGACAGCAACUAUCGCAAGAAAAUGUACUCGCCGUUGAAAAACGACGGUUUCGUGCCGGAAAAACACUCCGAACUGUUCGUGACUGGGAUUCCGCAGAAGAGCAGCAUCCACGAUCUUCUGCAGUUUUUCGAACAGAUCGGCGAAGUGUUCGAGAUCAAGCUGAUGACGAAACCGGACGGGGUGCAGAAUCGCGGCUUCGCCUACGUUACCUACAUGAACAAGCAGCUGGCCAAGAUGGCCCUGAUCAAGCUCAAAGACAAAUUGUUCCAGAACAAGACUAAAUUGAACCUGCAAUUGUCCGUGGACAAUUGCAGGAUCUUCAUCAACGGCAUUCCGACCAACAAGUCGCGAUACGACGUGCGGAACGUGCUUCGCUAUGACUAUCGGAUUGAGAACAUUGUCGAUGUGAUCACCUACAGGAGUUAUGCGAAUCCUGCCCAUAAUCGGGGCUUCGCCUUCCUGGAGUUUCGCACCCAUGAGGAGGCCUCGUAUUUUCGGGCAAAAUACUGGGACAAGCUGUAUAUGUUCGGCAAGAAGAUGUCGGUUACCUGGGCGAUUCCUCUUAAGGAGAUGGACGAGCACGAAGCCUCGAAGGUGAAAAUUCUGUUCCUCAGGAACCUGAAUGUAACGGAGCCGCCCGAAGACUUCACUCGCUUCAUCUACGACUUGAUUGAUCGCAGCUUAGUGGAUAAAGUCUACAAGUUCAAAGACUAUGCCUAUAUCCACUUGAGCACCCGGUAUAAUGCUGAGAAACUCUUCGCCAGCCUUCAAGGUAACCAUUGAUUCUGUAGAUCGUCA
This is a messenger RNA of Dendroctonus ponderosae (mountain pine beetle), 1058 nucleotides long. RefSeq names its product APOBEC1 complementation factor. Lineage: Eukaryota; Metazoa; Arthropoda; Insecta; Coleoptera; Curculionidae. The transcript is spliced from 2 exons. Gene Ontology annotation, molecular function: mRNA binding. Gene Ontology annotation, cellular component: nucleus. The record is from RefSeq and is a predicted model, not a curated record. The coding region runs from base 228 to 1043 and encodes 271 amino acids.